UUCGGUCUCCGCAGUAGCUGCUCCGUCGUCGUCCCCACGCCAUCCGCAGCAGCCUCGGUCGUGGCCUUCCUCGACGGCUUCUGGAGGAGAUCUUCCUCCGCCUGCCGCCGGACGAGGCUGAGCACCUUGUGCGCGCCUCCCUUGCCAGCAAGUUCUGGCUUGGCCUCCUCUCCGGCGCUCGCUUUCGCGGCCGCUACCGAAAUUUCGUCCGUGCAUUCCCGACGAUGACUGGGGGACUGGGAAUAUGAUGCGUGGGACUGCCGCCAUGGUCGUGUUCUCCUUGGCGAUGUGGGCUAUAAACCCAUGACGCUCACCGUUUGGGAUCCCAUGACGGGCUGCCAGAGGGAGCUGGAUGCGCCCGUCCUGGUGGACGACAAAAGCUAUGGGGGCAGCGGUGCUCUGCGCUGCGAGCGGCUGUGACCACAGUACGUGCCACGCAGGGCCCUUCCAGGUCGUCUUCAUCGCUCUGAACAAGACUGAUGCUCAUGAUUGUGUUGCACAGGCGUGGGUGACCUUGCCGGUGACAGGUGACCACAGCAACCCCAUUUUGUUGAGCAUAUACCGUUCUCAUUUUGAUAACUGGAGCAAUCCAUGCUCCGGCCUUCAACUUGACUCCGAUGUGUACAUCCACGAAGCGCCUCCUGUCUUCGUCCAAAGACACACUUCACUUCAAGCUUUGUGACUGCGUCGAUGAUCGCCUAGUAGGAAUUCUCAAGUACGACCUGAGCACUAAUUGCUUAUCAUUGAUUGAUAUGCCGCUUGCUGAUGAUGUUAUCCUCAUGGCGAUGGAGGAUGACAGUUUGGGGUUUGCACAUGUGGUUGGGUUAAUCCUCAAUCUGUGGUCAAGGCACAUGGGUUCUGACGGAGUUGCAUCAUGGACUCAGCGUACAGUCAUCAAUAUCAACAACAUCCUUCACAUUCGAAAUCCAAAGAAAAGACUUAGGCUGAUUGGAUCUGUGAAAGGCACCGAUAUCAUUUUCGUGACCACGGAUCUUGGAAUCUACAAGAUUAAUCUGAAGUCACUACAGUGGGAGAGAGAAAAGUUUCAAGCUUUCAUCCCAUACAUGAGUUUCUACAAUUCACAAGGGUGACCCCCGGUGACGCGGCGCAUUAAGAAUGUGUGGUUGAAGAUGUACGAGGCUACACUCAUCAACAAGAUAGGUGACAAACUUGGAGGCAACAGGGGUCUCGCGAAGUCCUGAUGAAUUAUGUCAUCAUUCAGUAGCCCUUUUGGUGCAGCGGUGCUUGCUUGUUUUCCCAUGUUGUUGGUAGCUUUUGUCAGUUAGCUUGAUAAUCUCCCGUGUUAGUGGCCGAGUGAAUUGAUUAUCUUUGUAAUGAACCUCUAAUUUGAUGUACCCUGUUGUAGAAUUUACUUGAAAAAGCAUUUGCAAACAGUAACUCGGUAUUACCAUUUUAAAAACUCUACAGUUUGCCCUGUCCCAGCUUUGAUCCAAUCUUUAAAUUCAUCUCUCAAAAGAUGCACUGUUAGGGAGUGGUUUCUGUUUCCCGAGAGAUGGUAUGAUGAAGCUUUUUGCACCUUGGCUUGCUGGUUUUUUCUUAAUGAAUAAUCUGAUGGAUUUAAGUUCUGUGUUUUAGCAAGCAAUGUUGCUGAAGAGUGUAGCACGCGAACUGGA
Messenger RNA from Triticum aestivum (bread wheat), 1634 nucleotides. RefSeq lists its product as uncharacterized. The record is from RefSeq and is a predicted model, not a curated record. The transcript is spliced from 2 exons. The coding region runs from base 618 to 1091 and encodes 157 amino acids. NCBI's taxonomy places the organism in Eukaryota, Viridiplantae, Streptophyta, Magnoliopsida, Poales, Poaceae.